GCUUUUUCACUCUUCACUCUUCACUCUUCACUUAUUAAACUCUAAUAAUUAUUGUGACCAGAAACCAUGGAUUUCCUUUCACUUCCUACAAUAACAAUUCUGGUAGCUUUAGCUCUAUUUCUUAUCUACAACAUAUGGAAGAUCAACAAAAGUGGUGAUGAUGAAACCAAGAAGCUUCAAGCACCAGAACUACCAGGUGCUUUACCUUUGAUUGGUCACCUCCAUUUACUAGGAGCCAAAACACCACUUGCAAGAAUCUUUGCUUCUUUAGCGGAUAAGCAUGGCCCCAUAUUCCAAAUCCAUUUAGGAGCAUACCCUGCCCUUGUAAUUUGCAAUAAGGAGGCAAUCAAAGAGUGUUUCACUACAAACGACGUCGUUUUAGCUUCGCGCCCAAAGUCAAGCCAUGGAAUUCACCUUGGUUACAACUUUGCAGGGUUUGGAUUUGCUCCUUAUGGCCCCUAUUGGACCAAGUUGAGGAAGCUAGCCAUGCUUGAACUUCUAUCGCCGCGCCGCAUCGAAUCUUUGAGGCAUGUUUAUGAAUCCGAGGUUGAUACUUUGAUCAAUGAUUUGUUGUCUUAUCUUGGUGCGGAUUCAGGGGUUAAGGUUGUCAUAAGUGAGUGGUUGGAACGCCUCACAUUCAAUAUAAUCAUAAAGAUGAUUGCCGGAAAGAGGUAUUUUAGCUACUUGAAAGAUGCAGACGAUGAAGAAUCACAUAGAAUUGUGAAGCUUGUAAAAGAGUUCAUGCACAUUUCUGGUGAGCUUGUUCCUUCAGAUUUGAUUCCAAUUAUUGGAUGGUUACCAGUACAAGGGCAAGUGCUAAAGAACAUGAAACGAAUUGCAAAGGAUUUGGAUACAAUUGUGGGAAAUUGGGUUGAAGAGCAUGAUGUGAAGAUUGAUGAUCAAAAGAAAAAGAACUACUCAUCAAGUGAGAAACAAUAUUUCAUUGACUUUAUGCUUUCUGUUAUUGAAGAUGAUCCUGCCUCUGGCCAUACCCGGGACAAUAUCAUCAAGGCAAAUAUUAUGAAUAUAAUGUUGGCGGGGUCAGACACAACGUCCAGCACAAUGACAUGGAUCCUAUCCCUUUUAUUGAACAACAAACAUGCUUUGAAGCGUGCAAAGGACGAAAUUGACCUUCAUGUGGGUAAAGACAAAAUGGUAAAAGCAUCCGACAUAAAAAACCUAGUGUAUUUACAAGCAAUUUUGAAAGAAACUCUAAGAUUAUAUCCAGCAGGGCCUCUAUUAGUACCUCAUGAGGCAAGAGAAGAUUGUUACAUUCAUGGCUAUUACGUACCAAAAGGGACACGUGUCUUUGCCAAUGUAUGGAAGCUACAUAGAGAUCCAAGCAUUUGGGCAGAACCCGAGAAAUUUUCACCGGAAAGAUUUAUUAAUGGCAAUGGAGAACUUAAUGAAGAUCAGAAUUUCGAAUACCUUCCAUUUGGUUCAGGAAGAAGAGCUUGUCCUGGAUCAACAUUUGCCAUUCAAGUGAUUCUCAUAACACUUGCUCGCUUGAUUCAAAAGUUUGAUUUGGAAGUUCCAAUAAAGGGUGAGGCUAUUGAUAUGAGAGAAGGGUUGGGCAUAACCUUACCCAAGUUAACUCCCUUACAAAUCAUUUUGACCCCACGCUAAUAAUGCCAUGUAUAUGACUUGCCAAAAUAAUUUUUUCGUAAAUUUGAGUUUUAUUUACGGGUGUAAUAAAUUGUUGCCUAUAUAAAAUAGAAUUUAAAAUUGCAACACUUGUUUAAACAAAUGAGUGAAUCGACCAUUUUAGUAAUCCAAGUUAAUU
This is a messenger RNA of Arachis duranensis, 1783 nucleotides long. RefSeq names its product cytochrome P450 CYP82J17. The record is from RefSeq and is a predicted model, not a curated record. Gene Ontology annotation, biological process: defense response to other organism. The coding region runs from base 67 to 1626 and encodes 519 amino acids. Gene Ontology annotation, molecular function: oxidoreductase activity, acting on paired donors, with incorporation or reduction of molecular oxygen; monooxygenase activity; heme binding. Lineage: Eukaryota; Viridiplantae; Streptophyta; Magnoliopsida; Fabales; Fabaceae. The transcript is spliced from 3 exons.